AUGCCUCCUCUACCUGUCCUGACGAAUUUCAUCCGCGCGGGCCCAUAUUUCAUCAUGCUCAAGUGCAAGAACGGGACCUUGGGCUACCACUGUGAACAGGUGACCUUGUACAUCAAGCACACGAACCACUUGGCCAAGGGUGACAUUCCCCAAGGGUGGGCGGAGCCUGCCGGAUACAGGUCGUUCGCAGCGGGAUGGAACGACAAGGACAUGCCCAGCGCGUUCCCUGUUCAAUGCGGAGGGAGUGUCGAAGUACUAUCCGACAUUUGUGUCACCAUAGAGGAGAUUUUCCCUCCCCUACCACUCAAACGGAAGGCCGAGGAGCAGGGAGGUCGUGAGAGUUCCCCAGCAGGACCGAGUUCUGGCCGGGUUCUAACCAACGAGGAGUGGGCUACGGCCAACCGCGCUGUAUGGGCCGAGGCGUCCGCUUCGCAACGCCACAGGGAUCGUAUCGGAUACGCCAAGAAGCAGCGUCAAGAGAAUCGUUCCAAGCGCGAUGAGUGGGGACUCAAUACGGGAUAUUCUCUGCAAGUCGUCGGUCCCCCCAGUCUGUCCCCCGUACCCGACGACGUGCUUCCUCCUUCCGACGCGAUGGAGAUGGACACGCCUGCCACUACCGACGCCGACAAGGUUUAG
Messenger RNA from Desarmillaria tabescens, 636 nucleotides. RefSeq lists its product as uncharacterized. The record is from RefSeq and is a predicted model, not a curated record. Bases 1 to 636 code for a protein of 211 amino acids. NCBI's taxonomy places the organism in Eukaryota, Fungi, Basidiomycota, Agaricomycetes, Agaricales, Physalacriaceae. The transcript has a single exon.